Molecule: messenger RNA, 5952 nt
Organism: Hyaloscypha bicolor E
Lineage: Eukaryota; Fungi; Ascomycota; Leotiomycetes; Helotiales; Hyaloscyphaceae
Exons: 9
Coding region: 1-5790 (1929 amino acids)
Source: RefSeq, a predicted model, not a curated record
AUGGCGACCACGUUGACUGAGCACGAGUCACUAAUUCUAUCCUUAGCUGCAAAGAAUGGUGUUUUUACAGAGGAGAUGGUAGAAAGGGCCAAGCAUGAUGUCGUCUUUGGCUCACUUCUUAAAUGCGCUCAAAAUCUGAAGACGAUUGCGAACAAUGCUACUUUCAAACUGGCAGAAGACCUCUAUUCUGUAGAUACUCAUUUUGUGCUGGAGUGUAUUCAAAAUGCAGCCGACAAUCACUACAAGCCUGAGGUUGAACCGUUUCUUCGAAUAUGCGCACGACCAGACAAGAUCCAACUAGACUGCAAUGAGACAGGAUUCACUCCAGCGGAUGUCGAAGCGAUUUGCCGUGUUGGUGGUAGUAACAAAACCUCAAAGGAAGGCUUUAUUGGAGCGAAAGGGAUCGGUUUCAAAUCCGUGUUCAAAAUUGCCCAGGAGGCCCACAUCUACUCCCCUCCAUACUCUUUCAAGUUUGACAAGCGCCGAGAACUCGGAAUGAUCAUCCCAAUCUGGGUGCCAGAAGAAGAGAUACUGGUGGGCUCGACUAAUGACUGCCAAACAUCAAUUCUACUCCUUCCGCCUGCCGAUGAGAACUUCACCGAGUACCUCCACACCUUCAAAGCCAUCUCACCCACCUUGCUAUUAUUUUUACCUAAGUUAAAAAGGUUGGAAAUCCUCAUUCACGACAAGCAAGCGCACGGUGGAGAGGUGAUAACACGGCGAAACUUGAGAUCUAAGGUCAACGAAGUGGACAAUUUUAUAACCCUCACGGUGGAAGAUAGCGCCUCUCCUCAUCCUGAAAUCGAACAUAGAUACCGGAAGACUACAGCCAGAUGGAAAGCCAAGGGAGGAGAGAAGCACCGAGAAGGUGUUAAAACCUCAGAAACCGCUCUAGCAUUCCCUGUCACAAGUAAUGGGGCUCCGCUAGGAAGCUCUCAGCCGGUUCACGCUUUUCUCCCCAUUCGUGAUUUUGGAUUUAAGUUCGUUAUACAAGCAGACUUCAUUGUCGCAUCCAAUCGGCAAGAUAUUCAGGAAUCAGAAGAAUGGAAUGUUUAUCAGAGAUUGUGCAUCGGCCAUACAUUCCUGCAGGCGAUACUUGAAUUUCUCCUUUCGCCCCACGACCCGCUUCGAUACACUUGGAUGCGUUUCUUGCCUCGAGGCAUAACAGAUCCGUUUUGGAAGCCUGCUGUGAAGACAAUUUGGGAGCUCAUUCAGAAGUCUGAGGUUCUUGAAUCACGUGCCAAAUCGCUCCAUCGACCCGGCACACUGGAGCGCCUCGAAGAGACGUUCCUGGACCGAGGUGGUGAGCCGCUUGUUGGUUCGCCCUCAGAAUACCUGGCACCCUGUUAUGGUGAAGAGGAUUUUGAAAUCUUGAAAGAGCUUGGGGUUCACCUUAUAACUUGGUCGUCUUUCCUUACCCGUCUCUGCAAAAUGUCAGAUUCGGAGCUGAAAUCAAAGGAUCGGCACUGGCACGAAGAUCUCGCCAAAGCACUUCGUGGAAUAAAAAAAACACCAAUUUGGCGGACGUUCUCAUCGAGGGUCAUAUCAAAAGCUUUUAUCCCGUUGCUCAAUGGAAACAACUGGAUUCCCGCAGUGGGUUUGGAUCUCCAUCCUGUUUAUUUCCAAGAGGGUGUUGGGCGAAUCAAAGUUCCGUCCGACAUAAGUCUUCGGUUUGUGGAAGAAAGUGCAUCCAAAAAUCCAUACCGAAAGAAGUUCUUCAAAUUACUGGGUGUAAGAGAUUAUGACCAAAUCGAAGCUGCCUCCGCAAUACUACGGAAGCAUCGGGAAAGCGUCGUGCCAACAGUCACAGAGGAUGAAGCCGUUGCUCAUGCUCUCUAUCUCUACGAUCUAGAUUCCUCCAUAACAAAUAAGAUGGAUCUGACCGCGCUUUGGCUUUACGAUGAGCAAGGUCGUGCGGCAAGGGGUCGGGAUCUCUACGUCCGGGACACAUCAGCUUAUGGUCCGGCCUCCCUGUUUGACGGACACGACACAGUCGCCCGAUUCUUAUCUUCGAGAUACUUAACACCACGGGAUUCACAACCAAACAAACCGAGAUUUCUUCAAUGGUUAAUGAGAGGCACCGGUCUCACUGAUAUUCCUCGGCUCAAAAGGUCCGGAACACUAUCUCCCGAAUUCCAAUUCAUUCUUCGAAACUACUCAGACAAAGUACUUUACAUCUUGAAGACUUUCUGGGGGCAAUAUAAAAAGUUGAUGGCUGAAACGACGAUACUGGACGCAAUAAAAAACCACCCCACUGCAUGCUUUGAUGGGCAAUCUCGAGCGUCAAUACCACUCAAAGACUGUUAUGUACCGGAUUCUCGAAUGAAACUGGUGAGUUCGGAAUUGUGUGGAUCCUUGGUUGGACCUCCAUUUCUCUCCAUCGAACCCUUCAACACCUAUGAGUGGGAAUUUCUUUCCACCUUUGGGGUGGGCGUUGCACCGGAUCUCUCCUUCUACCUCUGGAUAGGAAGGCAGUCACAAUUUCAGAAAAGCUGCACGGUAGAUGGCGCGAAAAAGCUGCUCAAAUACAUAGCAGAUUUGACGGGUUUCGAUGAACCGAAACAAACCCAGGUUCGGUCAGCUUUCAAACACGACAGAUUACUUCUAGCCCCAUUGAGUGGUAAAUUAACUUUUACGUUUCCCAGUCUGUGUGUCUGGAAAGCUCCCCAAGGGUUUCGGAAAAUGGCCUCCCUUGAAUCGCUGUACGGUGGAGACCCCAGUGUGACGAGCCUUAUUAGGACAACCCUCCAAGUCGAAGAUGCCUCAAUUGAAGUUGUCGUUCAUGAUUUAGCAUCGAAUUAUCCCUCGGACUCUCAUUUGAAAGAAUCAUUACAGUACAUAGCGCUUAAGUUACAUUCGCAACAGGAUCAUGGUCCCUUGCACCAUCUCCGAGAUGCUUUCAGAUUGAGUCCUUUAAUCACAGUUCCGCUCUCAGGCUCUGGAACUACACGCGUCUGCUCCACCUCUUGUGUCUGGGGUGGCCCACGCGUGACCCACAAGUGGAAUCUCCAACCUCAUUAUGAAACCGAUAUUGGGCUUCGGGUUUUACUCUGCUCUCACUUGGAUAUUAGACCCCCGACGUUGGAUGAUUUGUUGAGGGAAUUGAUCCUGUUGAAGACGGACCCUGAAAAUGCCGUUGGUCAGACUGAGCAGAUUUACUCAUACAUUUCUGAAAAGUUCUCGGGGCCUGAGAUUCGGGAACGAUUUGAACGAGAUGCAUUGGUAUGCGUUCAAAGUCUUGAUGGCAUGAGGUUAUGGAAACGACCAUCCGCAUGUGUUUGGACUGCGCCUGGCUUUCUCCGAUGCAAAAUCGCUAUAGCCGAACGGCACGGAUUCACCGAAGCGUCUGCAAUCAGCUUGUUACAAAAUACCCUCAGCAUUGGGAAUGCUAGUUUUACCGACUUUAUUGCUGAUUUAAGGAUUCUUCGAGAUCGGGAGGAGUUUGACGAGGACGGAUUAGAACUCUUGUACAAAAGUAUCGAACUUAGCAUCGUUGGGCAUGAGAAUGAAGUCAGGAAAACUUUCGAUGAGGAAAAUCUUGUCUACGGCCACCAACUUGAUCCACCCCGGUGGGUGAAGUUGGGGGAUUGUGUAUGGUCAGGGCCAAAGUGCCUGCAAACAAUCACCAAAUUGGCCCGCUGCUAUCCCUCACUCGAUAAACUCUUUACGAAAUACCUUGGGGUCGAAGAUGCCACGCCAGAAACAGUACUUGAUGAAUUGCGUUUCGUCGUAGCGGACUUCGAACAAAAGCGCACUUUUUUUUGCGUCGUUCCCGAGGCCUUGGCGCGAAGAGUCACAGACCUCCUCUUGGCUUUUACUUUCAAGUCAUUUACAUUAUCGCCAUCCAUUCUAGAAGCCAUCGGAUCUGGAAAAUUUUGGCCUUACCAACCCUGGACGAGCGGUCUCUGCUUCGGUCGAAUAAAGGAUGAGUUCAUCAUCCCAGACCACGAGUACUUUCUGGACUUAUUUCAUGCGAAGUUUCCAGUUUUAAGAUUGACGUCGACAGAAGUGAUGGCUCUUAAGCCAUUAUUUAUCAAGCUUGGAGUAGAAAAUAAGUUUCUGUCAAGUUGUGUGAUGGAAAUUGUAAGCGGAAAUGAUGUGUCAAUGCCAGCCGAGGACUUAUCUCAUGAUCUGAGUCAGAGAGCUCGAGCUCUCUCUUGCUGCGUUGAACAUUUUUCAAAAGACAUGCAAGCCAACCGAGGGAGGGGCCUGUAUCAACUACUAAAAGAUAUUCAAGUGUUUCGGGCAUCCGACAUCUCUACAACAUAUACGAUCAAUGCUCAUGGAAUCAACCAAUCAGUCACAACUAAAGGCCUCAUGCGUUUAGAUGAAGAGGGAGGCCAGCUGAGACUUUUUGUUCCUCGCGAUGAGAAUGAUCAGAAAGAAGCCUUCGCUAUAUGCCUUGCAAAAGAGAUGAUUAGUUUCCUAGGACUUCCCGAAGCUGAGUCGUGGCAUAUUAUCACUGCUGUCCUGGCCGUGGAGCCCGAAAGACUCGAUUUUUUCUUGCAUCGACAAGGCAUCUCGACCAACCACAGCACCGCCUCCUCGGAUGCGAAGCAAACGAAGGAGAUAGCUGUUUGUUCAGAGGAGGAUGAAACCAUCAUCUUAGACCAAAAGUUCCAAACACUCAGCCUCUCAUCCCAGCAGAACAAGAACAAAGACAACGAGGUUUCGGCCCAUGCCCUCUCUACUUCAACUAUGACUAUCGUUCAGAGCGGAUCUGCAAAUACCAAGGCAGAUAUUAAUCAAGAUCCAACUUCUAGUGGGACCACCUCCCAGAGCCCCCUAGACUCUACCAAUAGAUUUGAUCCCGCAAGACAAGAGCCCGAGCCGGAGCUGCUGUUAGCAGUCUCUGAACUAAACAUCGAGAACGCACCUAGAGUAACCGCAUCCAACAGCAGUAGCGAUGCACAAAACGAUUCACUUGCGGAGAAUAAAGUGAUUCAGAAGGGGAUAAAUUCGAAACAUGAAUCGUUAUAUUGGGUCUCUAGUCGGUCCCGAGGAAGAGGAAGCUCAGAUAUAUCACAUACCACAGAAAUAUCGACGGUAUCCUCUGAUGAUUUUGACGCUGCAUCUCAUUCUUCGGCUAUCACAUCAAGUUCCGAUGACGCCGAAAUCUGGAACACACCAAGCAAGAAAACCACAAAGACCUCAAACCAACGUCAGAUCGAGAAAGCCUUGAAUGGGACUCAUCAAGCAUCCAGUUUUUCUUCGACUGGCUUGAUGAAAUCUGUUUAUUCAACUCCACGCGCGACUCAUCAAGGCCCGGAUCAAGCAGUUGGUUACGCUGGCGAGCGAUUCAUUGUCAACAUCCUGAAAACGGAGAUUGAGGACUUUAACGAAAUCGAACACUGGACAAGUAAACUCCGUCGACAUGCAAAUCUUUCUCCCUAUGGCAAGGCGGAAGACACCGAUCUAGAAUAUCAGGACAGCACGGGGUGUUUUAGCAGGCUUCUAAGAACUUGGACUGAUGGCGAGGUCCCGAACUGGCUUGAAGAAGCCUGCAUGCCUGGAACUACAACCCGACCGAAGUAUUGGCUUGAAGUGAAAACAACGCCUGGCAACUGCGAGACAGUCUUUUUUGUCAGCGCGCAUCAGUAUGAGUUGAUGAAAGAAUUUGCUAUUGUUGGUAGCGAUAUGCCUAGCAAUGUCUAUGUGAUACUACGCGUCUUCAACGUUAAAAUUGACGGAGAGAUAGGUGUGAGAGCGUACCUCGAUCCUUGGUGGAAGGCCCAGGAAGGAAGGCUUAAAUUCGAUAUUCAGUAUAAGGUUACAGUGAGGGGACAUUGAAAUUAGCCCGUUUACUAAAACCGCACCAAAAUCAGCUAUUUUUCACCAUUUUCACCAAGCGAUAACUUUACAACCACACCCGGUGCAAACUUAGUACUUAUUUUCGGUAGAGAAUCAAAGCCUGGGAACCCCCCCUUUAAAUAUAAUAUAAUACAUUUAAAG